UGAAUGUUUGAGGAAGUUUUUGCAGUGAUUGGAAAGCGGACAAGACACGGAGCUUUGACUACAAGGCGACGUCAUUUUGGCAUUUUCUUUUACCGGCACAUCUUCAUGCAGGAGAGAAUAAUAACUUUAAAAACUCAACACCACCUGGAUCCUUAGAUGAAGGCAAUGACUUCCCAAGGUCCCUGACAAAUGAGGCUGUAAAAUGACUGCACUAAGUCUGCCGGGCUGAGCAGACUGACCUCCCGCAGCUGUGUCCAGUGCUGUGGCUCCCUCUGCUGUGCGACUAAGGAAGGCCGGGAGAAGCAGGCAGUAUGGACAGUAUGGAGGAAGGGAUGAAUGCUGUCAUCGUCAAACACUACAACCACACAGGGAAGUGGGAUCCGUUUCGCAGCAUCGCGGCCUGUAAGAUGGCCGUGCUGCUCUUCAUCUGCGUGCUGAUCGUCCUGGAGAACGUCAUGGUCCUGCUUGCUCUCUGGAAGAACAAGCGCUUCCACAGCCGCAUGUACUUCCUCAUUGGAAACCUGGCCCUGUCAGACCUGCUGGCUGGUGUGGCCUAUGCAGUGAACAUCUUUACCUCGGGAAAGAACACCUACUUCCUGACGCCGGUGCAGUGGCUGGCCAGAGAAGGGAGCAUGUUUGUGGCCCUCAGCGCCUCAACCUUCAGCCUUCUGGCCAUUGGGAUCGAGAGGCACAUGACUAUGGUGCGCCUGCGUCCCUGUGAGACGGCAGGCCGAGGGAGGCUCCUGGGACUGCUGGCCGCCUGCUGGCUUGUGUCAGUGCUGCUCAGUGCUCUGCCCAGCCUGGGGUGGAACUGCCUGGACAAUGUGACCUCCUGCUCCACGGUGCUGCCGCUCUACGCUAAGAGUUACGUGGCCUUCUGCAUCAGUGUCUUCAGUGCUCUGUUGGUGGCCAUCAUCAUCCUCUACAUCAGGAUCUACCGCCUGGUGACCUCCAGCGGUCGCAGGGUGAGCAGUCGGCCUUCGGAACGCUCACUGGCCCUGCUACGGACGGUGGUUAUAGUUCUUGGAGUGUUUGUCAUGUGCUGGGCGCCGCUCUUCCUCCUGCUGCUGCUGGAUGUGGGUUGCAGCCCAUUUAAGUGCCCUGUGCUCUACAAGGUGGACUGGUUCAUCGCUCUGGCUGUGCUCAACUCUGCCCUCAAUCCUCUGAUAUACACUCUGUCCAGCAGGGAGAUGAGAUCAGCCUUCUUCCGGCUGCUGUGCUGCUGUCAGAGCAGUUUGGAGUCCACUGGCUCGCCUGUUGUGGGCAACCUCCACCUGGGCACGGUCAUCCCCACAGCAGAGAACAGCAAGACCAGUCUGGGUGGAGGAGGGGGCAGUGGUACUGGCAAGUCCACACUGACCAGAGGCAAAGCUGCCACGCCUAUGAACUCUGACACCAAGAAUGGGGACCCCUCUGCCACUGCUGUGCCGCACCACUCCGGGCCCACAGACCUGCUCUCAGCCGUGUUGGUGAAGGCACGGCCGCCCCUUAGCAAGUUCUGAGUGGAAGCACUUUAACGAGGCCUUAAACGUCAAAAAUAUGUAGAUAUAGAACUGACACAAUCCUGCUAUCAGCCACUUUUUGUAUAUGCACUAUGACCAGGGUAGCAUGGAUGUGAAUAGCAUAAAUAUUAAAUUUGGACCGGAUAAUUCCAGAUUGUAGACUAUGGUACAAUCCAAAUCGUUAUAGCCACUAUUUACAAUACUUCAACAUUAUUGCUCACAUUACCAGAGUGACUGAAACCUUGAAAUAGUUUUGCACAGUGAACAAAUUGAACAUUUCAAAACUAUGAAAAGUAAGAUGACAGUUUCUUGGACCUGGAUUAAACCAAGCCCCAAAUGAAAUGCUGUGAUACUUUAGUGAUAUUUGUGGGCGUUGCCGGGCCUGUGAAGUCAGGGCUGUAGCCAAAGGAUUUGUUUCCUUUGGCUCUGAAUAUUUCUCCAGCUCCAGCCGUUUAUCGUUAUGUAACUGAACGUCAGUUAAACAACAUGUCAGUGUUGUACUAACAUGUAAAAUGUAGAGGCAGGACCAAUCAAAGAGAGUUCACAGGAUAAUACUCAAGACUUGUUGACUGACAGGUCUCUGUCAAUAAUUUAAUUGAUGGGAUUACUUUGCCAAAUGCUAGCUCACACAGUGAACUUGGGUAAAUAAUGGAUAUACAUAGAUUCUUUUACCAGGUAGAGGGGUUGAAAAUGUAGAACAAACAUCCAUUGAUGCUGAGCCAUAAAAACAAGGAAGUUAAAUGGCUGUAUGAGUUCA
Limanda limanda (common dab) is the source of this 2259-nucleotide messenger RNA. It is a transcript of the gene s1pr3a, whose product is annotated as sphingosine-1-phosphate receptor 3a. Bases 312 to 1502 code for a protein of 396 amino acids. Gene Ontology annotation, molecular function: sphingosine-1-phosphate receptor activity. Gene Ontology annotation, biological process: G protein-coupled receptor signaling pathway. Gene Ontology annotation, cellular component: membrane. Lineage: Eukaryota; Metazoa; Chordata; Actinopteri; Pleuronectiformes; Pleuronectidae. The record is from RefSeq and is a predicted model, not a curated record. The transcript is spliced from 2 exons.